GCCAACUUGUUCUCUUCAACUAUGCCUCACGGGAGUCAUCGCAAUAAGUCUAGUCACUAUCGAUGGAGAAAUCAUGGAGAAAAUGAUCGACGUAUUGAUACGUCUGACGAAUAUUUACGACGACGCGAACAUGGAGGGAAGUUCAGUAGUGGUCGCAAGUCUAUAAUUUCUGGUAAUAAUGUGGAUAUGUUAAAACGUGCUAUGAAUAUGAAUGUAAGUUUGAAAAGUAUGUAUCGCCACAUAGGUUUCGACAAAAAAUAUUUCAAGGGGUUUUUGUUAACGAGGAACUGGUUUGUGCAGUCAAAUCUAGAUAGUACUUGUCCUUAUAUUUUUAUCAUCCCCUUAAAAAUAUUCUAAGAAUACGCAUCUGGAGUUUUAUGAUCUAAAUUAAUUUUUUGACUAACUUUACAUUAGGACAUUAGCUAAUUGCAAACGUGCUUUCUUUACUAUUUAAAUUACUAGAUAUUUAAAUUUGCGUGAUCCAAGUUUGAAAAUAAAAAUACAAAUUGGUGCAACUGAAAAUUAACCAAGUAUCAAAAGAGGUGUUUAUACAAACCUUUCGGACGAAAGAUUAUGUUUAUGUACACGAAUUUUUCUAGCUUCCACUGUAUAUAAAAACCAAGGUUUUCAAUCACAGGAUAGGCUGGAUAAAAUUAAAGACUUGAAAAGCUACUUUAACACCAAUUUUAGUAUCCAGUGUUGUGUUCUAGGAUAACUCGUCCUCUGUUUUUUACUCACUCAUGAAGGGUAAGUCAGUCAGUGAGCUGCAACGUAGGACCAGGCACGUAUAUGCAUCGGUCCAACAACAAGAUGAACACCGGAUUCAUAGAAGUAGUUAAUUCAGUGGUAGUAAUAUAUAGAAGAAAGAUUGCAUAUAAGGAGAUAGUACAGGAAGAAAGAAUUAGUUCCUAGAAAGAAAGAUAUGAAGCGAUUUUAAUCUCUUAGUUUAAAGGAAGACAGAGAGUGUAUACACCGACGCCAUUGUGAUCGAUUCUGAGCUAUGUCACCAAGAGUCUCCAACCAUUGGUUACGAUAAUCGCGCGGACCCCAACCAGGCAGUCUGCAUCUACCAACAUGGCUCAGACCAGAAGUCAGUGACUUCAAGCACUGAUGCCACGUUUUGGUUUGGCCGCCCCUAACUUUCUUCCAAUUAUCCCUAACACCAGUUAGCAUUGCGCGCCGUGGUAAUCGGUGUUCAGGCAUACGCAGCACGUGGCCCAACCAUCUCAUGAAGGGUAAUGUCUAAAAGUCCAACGGAUCAGUAUCUUAGUUGUAUAUCCAAUGUAGUUUACUUUAGAGCUACAAUCGGCCUUGUAAACACAUGUAGGGAAAGUGGAACUCCGCAGCUUAUUAAUUUGCUCAUCGAGAACAACAAUCCUAUAUUGUUCGUAAAAUUAAUUAUAGGGUUACACAAUGCCUGUUUUUAUGUUUAGCUUAUCGGUGGAUCAGCAGCUUCUGUUGUAACCGCCCAAAAUUGUGGUUUGGCUCCCGGCGAAGUUUGGGUGAGAAUUACUAUUGUCCAUGGCGCUAAUCAUCCGAUGAUGGAUCUUCAACAGUUGGUCACCACCGUUGUUGGGACACAGCUACGGUUCUAUAAUACUUGCGUUGAAGGAAGAAAUGCACUAAUGCAUGCGAAAAUCAGACAAAAGGAUGUUCAAAGUUACCGCAAAUCACUCCAAAAUUUACGCGACCCAAGUCAGGGUUCACAAUUAAUUACCGACAUAACAAUUGUUCCUGAGCCCAGAGUCCCUUCUUCGUCUGAUAAAAGAAAUGAAUCACCGAAUACCUCUCCUUUGCCAGAAACUUGGAUUGAAGCAUUAAAGCAGUGCUUUGUUCAGCGUUAUCAACCUACUACACGUAGUUUAGAUCUCUCUUCUCUGCACACGGAUCCAGUUCUUUUAAGUCAGGGACUAUAUUUACCUCUUAACAAACAAGCGGUGGUUCAUACUUUGAUUACUAUCCUGAAACAAAACCAAGCACAGCUUGCUGUUCUCAAUCUCUCAAACAACCGACUAACUCAUUUGAAUGCUUUUUCUCCGUUAUCUUCAACGAGUGCUGGAUUUAUUCCAGUGUCCAUUGAACGUAUAGAUCUCAGUUCAAAUCCUCUAAGUAGCAUACCUGUCCUUUCUGGUCUUCGAGAUAUCGUUGGUUUGAUUGAAUUAGACCUUACAGAAACUCCUUUGGUGUCAAAAUUCAAUCCAAACGACAAAUCUUUUGCAGCUAAAUUGCAUACAAUCUUACCAACGAUCAAGCGUUUAAAUGGACAAGAAUUACCGCACACUGUACAAUUUGCAAUUGAGCAAGGUUCGGAUUCGUCUAAACGGCCUCCAACGAAACCGCUUCCACAGUCUAUUCUGGGAUUUUUUCCUAAUGAUGAAGUUAAAAUAGCUUUGUUGAGUUUUUUAAAAUUAUACCUUAGUCGCUAUGAUUCUAAGCCUCGAGGUGAAAGUUUGCUGCCUUACUACACGACUGUUUCCCAACUGGUUUUUUCCGUGUCUCCUGAAAAUCGUUUUCCAAAUUCACAAAAUGUGUCAUUCACAGCACGCGUAGAGAUGCAAAAUGGUUCUGAUCAACCGACUACGGCAUAUCUUACCACUUCACGAUUAAAUCAAGCAUACUUUUUACGAAGUCGUAAUCUUCUUCGCUGCCGGGACCAAAGUAGACGACGCGACAUGGUUGUUCGUGGUAGUUUGGCUAUCGCCCAUUUUUUGGAUGAGCUACCAACCACGGAACAUCAAUUAGAGUCUUUAUCUGUUGACGUCGCCUUUCAUUCCGGAACUCAAAUGUUGUUUACAAUGGGUGGUGUUUUUUACGAGGUUUCUUCUAUGGGUUCAAGUUCCACCAACUCAAGCUCACACGAAAAAUCUGUUCGUAAAGUCCUUCGAUGUUUUACUAGAACUAUGAUAUUGAUCGCACCAGGUGGUCAUAUAGUGCAAGAUGAUUAUAUUGUGUCUAAUCCAACUACCUCAUUGUGUAAGAAAUACAUUACUGAAAUGGCCACAAGAUGCAAACAGGACAGUCAGGCCUCAAAUCAACAGCAAAAUGUUGUCAGCUCUGAUCUUUCUGCACCUGAAGUGAAACAAAAUAUGGUAAUUGAAUUUAGUCGGCGCACCGGUAUGAACAUUCCCUUUUCAAAACAGUGCCUAGAAGAGUAUGAAUGGAAUGCUAAUGCUGCACUAACUGCUUUCGAAACUAUGAAUUCAGCUGGUAAAAUUCCACCUGAAGCGUUUUCUGUAUAAUCUUUGAACUAAAAUUAUAAAAUUUCAACUUAUGCAAUCUAUGUAUGUUUGUGUGUAUCUAGAUGCACUCAUAUAUUCUGACGUGUUACGAUUCGUCAUUAGCCAGGUUACUGGUAGAGCAUAUCCUAUCAUGUUUUUUUAUUUGAGCUGAGUGACUAUCUGUCAGAAUGUUAGUCGUUGUUUGACUAAAAUAGUUUGUAUGUAUGUGUGUGUCUUGCUCGUUCUCCAGGCCCAAAAAAAUAUGUCGGAAAAAUAAUCCUUUACUUUAAAAUAGUUGAAAAAAAUAUCAUGAGGUUAAAAAAAAAUAUGCUGCUGUAAUACAGCGGUCUACCCGGCAGUGAUUAAGAAUUCUAAAAACUGGGUCACAUGGUGGACUAGAGCAAUGUUUGUUUUUUUGUUGUAGUCAAAUAUACAAUAACUUUUGACGUACUAGUUACUUGGUGAAAAUAAAAAUAUGAUGGUUAAAUGUUCCACCGUAAUCGAACUGUUGACUGAUUGCUACAUUGUUAGAAUAUUCAAGUGCAUCAGAUUACACUUGCGUGCAUGAUAUUUCAGAAAUUGAAUUUCAUAAUUUGUAUUCUUCAAAUGUUAGUUAAUUUCUACUUAUAUCAUCAUCAUUAUACACUAACUCUUAACUUAUUGGUUUUAACGCUCUAGCUUUUUUGUACAGUUUAUGUUUUAAAUGCUAAAGAAAACGAAAAAAUGUUACAUGACUGAUAUGGCCUUUCA
Schistosoma spindalis is the source of this 3968-nucleotide messenger RNA. The record is from the annotation of a GenBank genome assembly. Lineage: Eukaryota; Metazoa; Platyhelminthes; Trematoda; Strigeidida; Schistosomatidae.